Molecule: messenger RNA, 1417 nt
Organism: Cryptococcus deneoformans JEC21
Lineage: Eukaryota; Fungi; Basidiomycota; Tremellomycetes; Tremellales; Cryptococcaceae
Product: farnesyltranstransferase, putative
Exons: 9
Coding region: 128-1096 (322 amino acids)
Biological process (GO): isoprenoid biosynthetic process
Molecular function (GO): prenyltransferase activity
Source: RefSeq, a predicted model, not a curated record
UGACGGUCAGAGCGGCGAACCUUGACGGAUUUCUGGUUGAUUUCCCAGCUCUUGAUUAUCUAUUUGGCCCUUAUUCCUAAUCGUCUAAACCCUCGCAGCCGCUUCUUCUAACCGAACCUUGGUAUCAAUGGACUAUUCAAACCUCCGUCAAACAAUCGCCGACCCAAAAUGGUCGGAAUCACAGGAGAACAUAUUGAUGGAACCUUAUAUAUACAUAUCCCAAAAUCCUGGCAAAGAAAUACGAUCAAAACUUAUCGACGCUUUCAAUCAGUGGUUAGAGGUUGAUAAGGAUGAUUUAAAGGUAAUCACAAAGGUUGUGAGAAUGCUGCACAAUGCUAGUCUUUUAAUGGAUGACGUGGAAGACAACUCGGAACUAAGAAGAGGUCUUCCCGUUGCUCAUACCAUCUACGGCGUUCCCCAAACCAUUAACGCGGCCAAUUACGUUUAUUUCCUCGCUUUUCAAGAACUUCUUCAGCUACGAUCGGGAGUGAUGGGGAAGGGAAAAGAUAAAGAAGUCGACCUGGUGGCUGCUGUCAAUGAGGAACUGUUGCAAUUGCAUCGAGGCCAAGGGAUGGAUUUGUUCUGGCGAGAUAGCCUGACAUGUCCGACAGAGAAGGAGUAUAUUGACAUGGUCCUUGGGAAGGCUGGAGGACUCUUGCGGUUAGCGGUGAAGCUCAUGAUGGCGAAAUCGGACUCUAACGUAGACUAUGUGCCGCUAGUCAACCUCAUCUCGGUGUGGUUCCAAAUUCGAGAUGACUAUAUGAACCUCCAGUCACCCGCCUACAAGAGCAACAAGGGUUUCUGUGAAGAUUUGACGGAAGGAAAAUUCAGUUUUCCUGUGGUGCACGGCGUUAGGGCAGAUACUUCCAACCGGCAGAUCUUAAAUGUGCUCCAGAAGCGGACGUCAUCAAUCGACCUUAAACAACACAUCGUCGACUAUCUUAGCAACCAUACCAAAUCAUUCCAUUAUACCCGCAAGGUGUUGACAGAGCUCGAGGUUCAGAUUAUGGAGGAAAUCAAAGCGCUGGGAGGCAAUCAGAGGCUGGAGAAUGUGGUGCUGGCGUUGAGUUUGGAAGAGAGUGAGGAGCAUCUUUGAUCUUUGAUCUUGAAGCUCAAGGAUUGGAGAACUAAAGAGGAAAGGAUUGUUGUAUUAUAAUGAAUCAUUGGGAGACAUCUUUGCCCGUCUUCUCCUUUCCUGCGCAUUUGAUCGUCUGCAUCUACCCCUUCUUACGAUCGGCCAGGGACUUUUGGAAUGAUUAUGAGUGUUUUAAAAAAAGGAAGCAGUUUAUGUAGAUCAUCAAAGAGAGCGACAAGAUCCAUUGUCGAUUGGAUUUGCACCGAUUCUUGCUAUUCAACAUACAUACAUGCCGCUUGUAAUGGUCUAGAUACGUAUGAUAAUAACAAAAUCUAUGGUUCU